This is a messenger RNA of Phytophthora sojae, 507 nucleotides long. RefSeq lists its product as hypothetical. The transcript has a single exon. Gene Ontology annotation, molecular function: peptide-methionine (S)-S-oxide reductase activity. The record is from RefSeq and is a predicted model, not a curated record. Bases 1 to 507 code for a protein of 168 amino acids. Gene Ontology annotation, biological process: cellular response to oxidative stress. Lineage: Eukaryota; Oomycota; Peronosporomycetes; Peronosporales; Peronosporaceae. Gene Ontology annotation, cellular component: cytoplasm.
AUGACCGCCGACACCGCCAAGUACAGCGUCGCCACCUUCGCCGCCGGCUGCUUCUGGGCCGUGCAGCGCGCCUUCGACCGCGUGCCGGGCGUGGUCGAGACCUCGGUGGGCUACUCGCAGGGCAAAACGGAUCACCCGACGUACCGCACCGUCGUCACGGGCCGCACGAACCACGCCGAGUCCAUCAAGAUCGCGUUCGACGAGACGCAGGUCUCCUACGACGACCUGCUCAAGGUCUUCUGGACCACCCACGACCCCACAUCGCUCAACCGCCAGGAGGACGACGUCGGGACGCAGUACCGCUCGGGCAUCUACUACCAGAACGAGGAGCAGCACAAGGCCGCGUUGGCGUCCAAGGAGGAGCACCAGAAGACGCUGGACAAGCCCAUUGUCACGGAAAUCGAGGAGGCCAAGCAGUUCUGGGACGCAGAGGAGGCCCACCAAAAGUAUCUUGAGAAGGGCGGAAGCUGCUCGGACAAGGGCACCGACGUGCAGUGCGGCGCCUAA